Molecule: messenger RNA, 1161 nt
Organism: Rhipicephalus microplus (southern cattle tick)
Lineage: Eukaryota; Metazoa; Arthropoda; Arachnida; Ixodida; Ixodidae
Source: RefSeq, a predicted model, not a curated record
GCUGUUGCCAUGGCAGUCGUGGUUCGCCGCCGUCGCGCGAGAUAAAUCAUUAGCUGCUGCGACAACGUAACCAGGAAGACGCGGUCGGCCGGACAUGUCAUCGAGCGAAUAUUCAGAAGGCGACAGCCUAAGUCGCAGCGAUGAGUCCCUGUCGACAGAAGACAAUGGCGAGGAUAUCAUGUACCAGCUGUCCGUGUUCUGGCCCUACCCAAAGGGUCCUGACGCUUCUUUGAGGAAGGGUCCCAGCCUCGCAAAUCUCUCAAAGCGGACUGUGCUUUGCAAGGGUCCGGACCCCCAGAACCGGCGUGGACCAGAUCCUUCGCUGCGCAAUGGACCAGAUCCCAAGAACCACAGCGGCAUCAAGUGGCGCUCGGACUGCACCGGCUGGAAAGGGCCCAAAGCGGAUGCGAUGCUUUUGCUGGCAAAGCCCAAGAGGCGCCGCAAGAGAGGAGCCAAACACGUGACCACGGGUACCGCUGCCGAAGAGCGCACAGACGAGGAAGAGCCCGACCGAACGCCGCACAUUAGGGUGCACCGCAUAGAGUCCGAGGUGUGACUCGAUCCCGCUAAUUCUGCCGAACUAAUACUGCUGCCGCUUAUGCCGCUGCUGCUUGAACGCUGCUUCGCCUUCAACGAGACCAUGCCUAGAGGGUUUCCUAAAAUGUACGCCUGGCACCACAUGGGAAUACGAAACAAAUGGUGGUCGCGUCGAUCAGGCGCACGACAACAGCACCCUGCCAACAUUACCAUUCGCACUGUACGUGAGAAUUGUCCGUAAGAAUGGGUGCCAGCCAAUCGUGGUGGCGGCCAACGAGAUAGCAGACCGAAUGCACUGGUUAUUGACAAGCAGUUCAUGCGAAUGAAAACAAGUGGUGAUCCGGCUGACCAUAGACCCAAGAUGCAAAAAAAAAAUAAAGAGAGAGGAAAAAAACAAAAAGUCAACUGGGAAAAAGAAAACAAUUAUCAAAAUCAAGCAUGAAAAGCUUUGCAGUUAUGGACAUAAGUGGGCUUUGCAUUCGGCGUAAUUGGCACUUGCCGCCAGUUUCUUUGCCACAUUCAUAAGUAUCGUACUGUUAGGACAAAUGGCACGCACCCAAUAAUUGAUUGGGGCGAUUCGUUACGUUCAUACACAUUUGUAAAUAAAGCUUUGUUGACAGAAUA